Messenger RNA from Somion occarium, 1083 nucleotides. The record is from the annotation of a GenBank genome assembly. Lineage: Eukaryota; Fungi; Basidiomycota; Agaricomycetes; Polyporales; Cerrenaceae.
ACCAAACCUCUUGGAACUGUGCCAUAUCCUCCUUCCCGUUCUAAAUCGUGUUUCAGACCUCAUAUUCUGAAGCAUGACGAGCCACCGAAGUGUUGCUGACAUACGUUAACACAGUACCUUUCAGCAAAUAGGUCCCUGAUUCUGUAUGUCGAAACUCAGAACCUUGAACCUAUACCAUCACCAUCCGGAGGUGUGGACGGUACUCUUCAGUCUUGUGUAGUGGCUAUGAAGUUAUCCGUCUCCGUAGGGCUAUUGCAAGACCUUCGAUUUGCAAUAUCCAUUGCUCUGCUACCGACUCUACGCACCGUUCUACACAGUCCGUUGCUUCUUUUUCGCCCUCAUGCGCUUUCACGCAAAUUCAUGUCUCAUGUUUGGGCACAAUACGGGAACGGCAUAGAUGGAAACACGCAAGGCAUAAAAGAGUCACUCAUUAAGCCAAACGUGCGCGGUGUUGUCUUCGAUAUUGGUGCAGGUCAUAGUCAUACAGUAAAAUACCUCCCCGCAGACAAGGUCACCAAAUAUGUUGCACUUGAACCCAAUACAUUGAUGCACGAUGAGAUUCGCAAACUUGCAUCAGAAUACGGUUUCACGGAAGAUUCUGGCAAACUCUCGAUCAUUCUUUAUUGCGCAGGAGAUAUUAACCUCAUCAUCUCAGCCUUAGGCGGGGAACACUCCGUUGACACUCUAAUCUCCAUUCUCUCCCUCUGCUCCAUUCCCUCUGCAGAGUCAGUGAUCCAAGCGCUCGUCGAUCAUGUGCUCAAGCCAGGCGGUCAGUUCUUGUUUUACGAGCACGUCCGACAUCCGAGGGAAGACAUAGCCUGGUGGCAAUGGUUUUGGACACCAGUAUGGAAGAGAGCUUUUGAUGGAUGUUGCCUUGACCGUCCUACACAUCUUUGGAUUGAUGCCAUGCCGGUGUGGGAGUCGAAAGAGCUGGACACGCAAGAUGAGGAGCCUGAAGAACACCUCUUUCCUCAUCGGAUUGGGAGUGGGUAAAUUAUGUUUGCGAGGUAUCUACAAGUCCAAGGUGUAUGUAUGUAUGAGCGAUAUCUACGAUACCUAGAUGCAAUGAUGAGAUGAGGCCAC